AUAAUUCAAAAUGGCGGUUGACGGCGGCAAAAAACCGCCGAUAAACCAACGGAGAAGAAACUCUUGUAUUUCAAAGAGAAGGGAAUGAAAAGUAGAGUGCAAGGAAAGGCGUCCAAGGCAUCCUUGGUAGCUCGAGGCCUCCCUUCAAAAUCUAAGCCACCGGCGUUUAAAAGAGUCCAGAAAGGACACCAGAAGACAGCUGUCAGAGAAUCUAAACCUGGUUACAGUCUCUACACAUCAGACUCUGAAGACCAGGCUUCUGCAGUUAAUAGAGGCUUAAACAGGUGUGCAGCAUUGCUGUCAAAUAUACUUGACAAUGAGGAUGAAGACAGCACAACACAGCCUAAGGUCACAGCUGUGGGGAAAACAUCCAAGUCAGCAAUGAAAAGAGCAGGUCCAACCAUGCAUCUGUUAGUUAAACCAGGCAGGGUUGACACACAACGAGCAAAAGCAUCGAGUCGUAAGGUUGUGAUUCCUACAGCCAAGGCUGAUGACAGAGUUAGCCCAUCACCGUUAAAACCACGUGAAGAAAAUCCAGCAACAUCAACAGCAUACAAUGAUCGUCUUGUAUCCUCCACACCAGUGCUGACUGCAGAAGAACGACAGCGACAUCAGCAGCUGCAGAGAAGAGAAGCAGCACUUCAACAUGAACUGACUCAACUCAAGCAACGUUAUGAUCUGCUCCAGAGACAACAAGAUCCCACCCACCAUGCCGAACAGAAGAUCAAACUUCAAAGCUCUAUGAUGCAAGAACUUGAGAGUCACCAUCAAAAACAAACUGUACAAAGGCCUGCUGCAUCACGAGGUUCAACAGAGCAGUCAGUAAGGAGCUCUGGAAAUGAGCUGCUUGCAAAUCCAAGCUCAAAAAGAACUUCAGCAAGACGCAGUCUGGAUUAUUCAGGUUUUCCUGCGACAGAAGCGUUACCGAGUGAUGCUUCUGUUGAUCAUGGUCUUGAUGACUCUCAGUCUAUGGGUGCUUCGGAUUUCUUAAGAGGACAUGAUGAGGAAAAUGUGAAACAUACCGUUGAUGAUUCUGUAACAGGGGAAAUUGACACUUCAGAGUCCAAAAAGCGGGUCAGAAUUGUGUCACCUACUGAGACAGUUUCAUCUUUCGUCAAUGGAGAGCCAUUGGUAAAUGGCGGUCGGCUAGAACAUCUCUCCAAUUCACCCAAUGCAGGGCCAUCUGAGGGUACCAGAACCAGGCAUCUGAGCUCACCAUCAUCACCUUCUGGUCGGCCAAGCUCUUCUCCUGCGAGGUCUAGGGAUCUACUGCACCCGUCAUCUGCUGCAAACCAGGCUCGUAUGAUUCAGUACCUGGUGGACGAGCUCAGGGCACUCCUCGGAAGUACAGGUGACUUGGAAGUAGAUCGUCUGCUGAAUGAGAUAGACGAUGCUGUUAAGCUACUUCCAUAUCUAAUGGAGAAAGAUAAAACAGCUUCGGCAUCACAAGAUAUUGAACAAGCUGUACAGCCAUUCAAGGUUGAAAAUGCUCAAUUACGAAGAAAGCUCCUGAUUGCUCAUCAAAAGCUCAAAGAAGGAUCUUUGAAGAAACAUGUCGACAAAUCCCCCAGAAAGACGGAUUUAACUUUUGAAUUGGCAGCUUGUAGGUCUGUAAACACUGUCCUGCAAAAGCAACUGACAGAAGAAAAAGACAGCAAGGAGCAGAUACUGAGGGAACGAGAUAAGCUGGCUCAGAAUCUCACUGAACUGCAAGAUGAGAGGAAAAAGUUUUCACUGAUUCUGUCAAACAAGGAGCAAGACCAUCUGCGGGUAAAACGAGAAUGGCAACAAGACACUUCUAAAUUGACUGUCGGUAAGUAUAUUUUGGGAUAACGCGCAGCCCUUGGGGUCGGGGGUGUAGAGGCAGACAAGAAAGAGGUCAACAUUCUCAAUCUUUCGUUGAAGCAAAAAGACGCGGAAAUUGACAGACUAAAGGAACUCACAAGGGGCCUUCAACAGUCUCUUACUCGCUUGUUGUCGGACAUACAGCAGUUUCAGCCAAACGGUGUGUUAAAGCCGGGCGGAAUGUUGUAUAAAGCGAGUGCAUUUGAGGCUCUGGAUAAGCUGCUUAGGAGUGAUGUGAAAACAAUAGGACAAACAAUUACCCCAGGCCUCUCCCCUGAAGUUUUGCAGCUGGCAAGACGUAAUAACGGAAACACGGUUCCUCCAAGUCUUCCCAACAGAACAUUAGUAAGUCACGAGAAUCCAUCUUCUCUCAAUCGCAUGGACGGUCAAACCGAAACAGCUCGGAAGACUCCUAGGAAAAGUCCCUCAUUACAAAACAAAAAACAUUUACGCUUCGCGGACGCGGCGUACGGACCCUCUGCGCAUGCAGAUGGGAUAGAGGAACACGAAGCUGGUUUGACAGUGGUAGAUUUGGAGGAGGAGCAAAAUGGCGGCGAUUUAUCAUCACUUUCGUCAGGUGAAGAGGAAGAUUUCAGAAGAGACUUAGCGAAUCUUGACGCUAAUAUCGCAAGAAUACAGAAAAGUUUGCGAGAAACUGCUCUUCGAACUUAAAAUUUAGGAACAAGUUGUCAGUGGAAAAUAAAAAAUAUAUAUAUUAUACAGUCGUGUACCAAAAACUAGCGAUCGGCAAUAUUUUGCUAUUAAUUGCGCCCUUAUUUUCCUAACACAGUUGUUAACAUAAACGUAUUUAAAAACUAAACAUAUUUUGAAACUUUUUCACUCAGUUGUCAUCUAUUUUUCUCUAUUUGUUUCUUUUCUCUUUCCCUCUCGCUUUCCGUCUCUGUCGCGAAGAAGAUGUAGAGAAUCGAUCACUCUUUAUGGCCAACUAACUAGUCCAAAUCGGGAACAGUAUUUUUAGCCAACGGUGCUCGUAACCCAUCCUUGCGAGAUAUUCCUUGGACAAUGAAGAGGUAUAUUUUGUUUUAUUUUAUUUACAAACCUGGAUUUAUUGCGACAGGUUGUCGGAAGUAUGACCGUUAAGUUCCACUCAAGGAGCAAUGUUAAACACCUGUUAAACAAGGCAGGUUCAUAAUUCUUGUAACUCUUACGAUAUCUAGAGUGUUGCUCUCAAAGGUAACAUCUUUUUAAAUUCCACUCUGGCCAAAAAUAGUCAUAAGAUUUCAAGAAAUUAUUUUACUUUGAUUUAACAAGUGUCUUGAUUCCCAAAGCGUCCAUGAC
This is a messenger RNA of Orbicella faveolata, 3144 nucleotides long. RefSeq lists its product as uncharacterized. Gene Ontology annotation, biological process: protein localization to centrosome. The record is from RefSeq and is a predicted model, not a curated record. NCBI's taxonomy places the organism in Eukaryota, Metazoa, Cnidaria, Anthozoa, Scleractinia, Merulinidae. Gene Ontology annotation, cellular component: centriolar satellite.